UCUUUGCAUAGAAUACAUUUUUUGCAUGUAUUGUGUAAUUUAUUGUGUCAGUAAAGAAAAUGGGGACUGGUGCAUCAAAAAACAAAAGAUCAAAUGUCGUUUCGAGUUGUCAACAACCUACGAGGUUGACCAACCGUCCGCAGAACCGCCGUGCCAGUCGGCAGGAGAAGGAACAACCCGAGUAUGUUCUUCUGCCGAGUAUAAAGAAGGAGAGAUUCCACCGCAGUCACAACACUCCGCUAAACCUCGAAAGACACCAACAGGAUGUUUUCGGGGCAGUACCAACAGUGCCUUCGGGCGUUCUUAGAGAUAACCCGACUAAAGACCAUGCCGGGGUCGAGAAUUCCUCGGUAUCUUUAAGCUCGAGCUCUCGGAGCGUGACAGAUGAACUGGACGACCUUCGAACCGAACUGGACCAAGUUCUGGUCGGCCACUACUACGCCAUCAACAAACCCGCCGCUGGGGUUCUCCGAACCGCAGAGAUCUCUGUUCUAGAGAGGCGUAACCAACUACAACCUUUGCCAUUGGACUACCAGCCGGUCAUAGGAGAUAACUCAAAGGAUAGGGAGUGGAUACGGCCCGGUGACUUGGUGAAGCAGGAGAGGGAUCUUAUGGAUCGGAUGCGAAGAGAAAGGGGGCCCUCCAAACAGGAUACAAAGAUAGAUAAAGAGACAGAAGACGAAGGUUCACCGUUAAUUGUCUAUGAUUCGGAAGAUGAUCAGGAUCGAGGAGACUUUGACAUCCAAAAAUUUCAAGCAGUCAACGUUCCAAAGGAACCUAUCGCAACAGGUGUGGACAUCUUAAACAAGACAACUUACACCAACUAUUCAUCCACCAUCGACAAUAAAGAGAUGACACCGGGUACCAUUAGCAUCCAACCUGCAAGGAUCUCGGAAAUUGCGACGACAUCAACAAAACCGAUUUAUGAUCCAUCGGAAGAAGACCUACUAAGAGAUAUUGAACAAGAAUUAUUCUAAAAAUACACCAGAGUAUAAUCAUGGUUGUGAAAAUGUUCAACAUACUGACUGCAAUUUUAAGAAAUCUAGGCCUUGUAUAUUUGCUUUGUGCAGGAAGGAUACAUAUUUCUUUUUUUUUUAGAUUGCAGUUCCCCCAAACAGCAGAUGUUAUUGAUUGUAGUUAUUAACACUAUUAAUUUCGUCAUAAAAUCACAAUGAACUUUGGGUAUUACUACACUUUUUUGUAUCAUCACAAUUUUGUGUCGUAUCACAAUUUUUUGGUAUUCUCGUGAUAUUUUGUGUUAUCACAAUUUUUGGUAUUAUCGAAAAUAAUUUUGUCGUGUGAAAAGAGUGUAGUUAUUUUAUGAUGUUUAAAAAUGUUUAUCAAUUAUUUAAUUAUCAAUUAUUUUAUUUGUACAAAUACUGAGCCAUUGAGAAAAAAAAAACAGCAAUUAGAAACUCGGGCUUACAUUCUAUCUUUUCUGUUUCGUAGAUCCGGGGAUCGUUUCAUGAAAUACGAGAAGUCCCGUUUUAUCCGACAGUUACCACAGUAACAGUGCUUCUCAACCAAUCAAAUCUGACAACUUGUCAGACAACAUGUUGAUGAAACGCUUCACAUGAGCCACUGCAGACAGAGUUGCGUUAAUAAUAAUGAUAUUAUAGCAUUUUUCAGGCCACCGCACACAAUGGCACGAAUUCACAAAGGUGGUUUCUACAGAAACCAUGGUUUCUAAAACCCACGGUUUCUAAAAACCAUGGUUUCAAACGACACCACCUUUGUGAAUUCGGGCCAUGUAGACUAGUCUGCGCGACCCGAGUUCGAAAUUAAACGUAGUACAAUUUGAAGUUAUUACCGAGACACGGAAUAUCUUAUGUAAUGUUCAAAAUCAUCGUACGAAUACCUACGUUCAUAUCUGUGACUAUGAUAUCAUCCUAAAAGCGAAUUUAACAUUUAGUCGUAAUGACGUCAUAGCAAUCGUACCAUUGGCUACGAUUUGAAACUACAUGUAAUUUUGCCUUUGUUUCA
Messenger RNA from Lytechinus variegatus (green sea urchin), 1983 nucleotides. RefSeq lists its product as uncharacterized. The coding region runs from base 60 to 977 and encodes 305 amino acids. NCBI's taxonomy places the organism in Eukaryota, Metazoa, Echinodermata, Echinoidea, Temnopleuroida, Toxopneustidae. The record is from RefSeq and is a predicted model, not a curated record. The transcript is spliced from 4 exons.